Messenger RNA from Myzus persicae (green peach aphid), 1118 nucleotides. RefSeq names its product zinc finger CCHC domain-containing protein 9-like. The transcript has 3 exons. The coding region runs from base 173 to 952 and encodes 259 amino acids. The record is from RefSeq and is a predicted model, not a curated record. Gene Ontology annotation, molecular function: nucleic acid binding; zinc ion binding. Lineage: Eukaryota; Metazoa; Arthropoda; Insecta; Hemiptera; Aphididae.
ACCGAGAUACUAUUAUCUUAAAUCGUGUUUGUGAGCACGUGAAAAGUGCUCUGUGCUCUUUAGUCUUUUUGCCAGUUGUCAUUUUGUCAUGGUGAAUUGAUGACCAUUACAAUGACAAAAUAGAUAUACAAAUAUAAUAGGAAUACAAGACACAUUUUGGGAAAUCAGGAACAUGACGAGGUUUGCCAGGGCUCGAGGCUCUAAGUCAUCUAAUCAAAAAAUACCGGAAGAAGCAACACCAUGGUUGGAAAUGAAAGAAAAGCCACAACAAACCGAAAACGUCGAGUCGACGACAGAUGCGGUGGAAGAGAAUCGCAGUAGUAAGUACGACUCGUACUCGAACGUGGAUAAAUUUGACGGUUUCAGCGUGUUGAAAGAGGACGCAGUGAAACUGCGGGUAGAAAAAUUCAAGUUAAUUAAACAGGGUGUGCCCAGACAUCAGUUGAAGGCACAAUUGAUGCCAAUGCGUCGACGUGCCGAGAAGAAGCUCUCCAGGCUCAGACAAAAAUCAUGUUUUCAUUGCCGACAACCCGGUCAUAUGUUGAAUCAAUGUCCAGAGUUGGGUACCAACACCGCACUAGGAGUCUGCUUUAAGUGUGGCUCAACAGAACACAAAUUACAUGAAUGUCGAAAUGCAGGAAAUAGCAGUCAACUAGAUUUUGCCAAAUGUUUUAUAUGCAAAGAAGAAGGACAUCUUUCACGCCAAUGUCCAGAUAACCCGAUGGGAUUAUAUCCAAAUGGAGGAGCUUGCCGAUCUUGUGGAGAUGUUACUCAUUUUGCCAAAGAUUGUCCAGAAAAACAAAAGAGAAAAAGAGAAGAAGAUUUACCUACAGUUGGAAUAAUGGAUGAUCGAGCAAUUGAAGAUUUAGAUGAUGAAAGAAGCUCUAAGAAACACAAACAAUAUAAUUUAAAAACAUUUAAAAAAAAGAAAGUUGUCGUAAUGAUGAAGUAAACAUAUUAAAACUUGUUCAAUAAAUAAAUAUUUAAAAAAAUUAUUUUUUAUUUUUUAGUUAAUUAUGAUAUAAUGUAAAUAUAUAAUAAUAUGUAUCAUAUCAUUGAACAGUGUUUCGGUAAGUUUACUUUACUGAUGAAUAAUAAAAUUUAGUAAUUUGAAAAAA